Ochlerotatus camptorhynchus is the source of this 3880-nucleotide messenger RNA. It is a transcript of the gene SamDC, whose product is annotated as S-adenosylmethionine decarboxylase. The transcript has 7 exons. The record is from RefSeq and is a predicted model, not a curated record. Lineage: Eukaryota; Metazoa; Arthropoda; Insecta; Diptera; Culicidae. Gene Ontology annotation, biological process: spermine biosynthetic process; spermidine biosynthetic process. The coding region runs from base 454 to 1638 and encodes 394 amino acids. Gene Ontology annotation, molecular function: adenosylmethionine decarboxylase activity. Gene Ontology annotation, cellular component: cytosol.
UUCAGUCUUCGGCUGUCUUUUGUUGUGAUCAGACUUUUCUGAGUCGACCUUAAAAGUCCUCUCUCUCGCGGCCAAUCGAUUUUGGAAGAAAAGCAAAAAGAAGAACAAGAGGCAAAAUUGGUAUGCCAAAAAAGCAUUGAAAAAUAGCAAAUUCCCUGUGUCUGCGUUUUUAUUUCGGUUUUGGGUUCUUUCGUUGGUCCCAUUUCGUAAUUUUCUGUGUUUGUGCCAUUCGAGCGAAUAAUAUUGUUGGUUGCGGCGGUCAAUAAUCGUUGACUCCCUUUCGCCGUAGAUGAAACGUUUGCAACCUUCGUCUGUCUGAAAUUUUGCAAGGUGGUGUGGUAUUGGAAAAUUUUCCUUGGAAGAUUUUUUUUUUGCCGUUCCCGUUUGUGUUCGAUAUACCUAGUGGAAAACCCUGUGUAAGGCGGAAUCGCGUACCCAAAGAACACUGGAAGAAUGGCGGAGAACGAAGAUUUAAGUAACAGUAGUAGUAGUAGUAGCAGCCGGGAGGAUAUGCACUUUUUCGAAGGAGUCGAGAAGCUUUUGGAGAUCUGGUUCGAACCGAAUCCAUCCAACAAAAAUGCUGAUCUAAGGAAAAUUCCCAGACCCAUGUGGGAUGCACUGUUGAAGACAGUGCGAUGCGAGAUCAUCAGUUUCACCAGGAACGAGCAGAUUGAUGCCUAUGUGCUUAGCGAAAGCAGCAUGUUUGUAUCGAAGCGUCGUUGGAUACUGAAGACGUGCGGCACGACGACGCCGCUGCAGUGUCUGGAACCGCUGCUACGGCUCGCAUCAGAGAUCGCCGGUUAUGGCGAGAUAGAAGAUCUGUUCUACUCGCGCAAGAACUUUAAACGGCCGGAAAUGCAGGUCUCUCCCCAUCGUGGUUUCGAGGAGGAAGUGGCCUUCCUGGAUUCAUUUUUCGAAGAUGGACGCGCCUACAGUUUGGGUGCGAUCAAUCGCGACUGCUGGCAUCUCUACACGCUGAGCCGCGGGGGAGGGGGCUCCGGUAACAAACGAAUGCUGAACAACAAUAACCACCACAAUAUGAGCAACGGCUGCAAUGCCCUGCAAACAACACAUAAUAUGCUGACAUCGUCGACUAAGAUGAAUCUGAUUGAAUCUCUGCAGUUACCUGAUCCGGAUCAGACCAUCGAGAUACUGAUGACCGAUCUGGACCCGAAAGUGAUGGCUGUCUUUACCAAAGAUGUGUGCAACACGGCUUUGGAGGCAACGCAGAAAUCGGGUAUUCAUAAGCUUAUCCCCGGGAUGGCCAUCGAUGAUUAUCUGUUCGAUCCUUGCGGAUAUUCAAUGAACGGAGUUUCCAAGAGUUGUGGAAAAAAAUAUAAAGAGGGAUGCUACAUGACGAUCCACAUUACUCCGGAGCCCGAUUUCUCGUACGUUAGCUUCGAGAGCAACAUCGCCUCCUCCAGCUAUGGAGAUUUGAUUGCACGUGUGAUUGAGACCUUCCAGCCGGGAAAGUUCAUCGUGACUGUUUUUGCUAAUAAGACAUCUCCAGCAGCGAAUGUAUCCCGUGAACUCGAGCAUCUGGGCACUAUUGAUCAAUGGAAGCGUCGCGAUAUUCAGUUCUCGCGUUUCCCGACAUACGAUCUGACUUACGCUCAGUACUGCAAAUACCCAAGCUGAGGUUUACCGUGCCUAGCCCUCGAAGGGGCUAACCCUGUUUCCCCGCUCCCGUCCUCUCCCGCUCCUCCCAAAACCAACGUUUUCAUCACCCGUCCCUCCCCCUUUUCCCUGUCCUUGUCCUCUUCGAUGGCUUUGUUCCGUUUGUUCUUCAACAUCUUCCCGGUGCUGACUUCGCUUAGUUUCGCCAAGAACUUCUUCCUCUGUGGCGUUGCUGAUGACGAGUACAAGAAGAACAACAUUAUAAACAACAACAACAAUAACAACGCCAACCAAACGAAUGAGAAAGGGAAAAUGAUCAACGAUAUUGACAAAUCCAGCAUGACAUACUUCCAACAGAUGAGCGAUAAAAAUGACGACAAUUUGGUAAAGUUGUGCGGUCAGUUGAAAAAGCUUCUGGAUCUGCCGGCUGUCUUGUUCUCCAUCAUACUCAUUCAGCUGAUUUCAUUCGUGCUUGUUUUGAACAUCGAGGAAUGCUCGCCGCUAGUUUUAUUCUCCUGGUGGCGUAACAAGAUCUCCUGAAAUUGACUACCACGUGGCAAACGAGCGGCAAGCGGCCAGUACUGUUGCUUCCUUCCGUUCUGAUGCCUUUCUUGAUUUUCACUUUUACCGUUAUUAUUGUUGCUUUGAUAAUAACACAUUAUCGAUCAUCACGCGUUUGCGUUCCGCUCCGCGUUUGCGAAGCGAAGCUUUUCUAGAUGAUUUCUUCAGUCGAUACUGUGGUGAUGAUGUUCGGUUCGUCGCUGACGACCAGUCGGUUACUGGCCCAUUGCUAGUGACCGUCGUUAUCAUCGUUGCAGUGACUGUAUGCGAUCUGCGUACACGAACUCUGUCAUCUUUUGUUCCGUUCAGUAUCUGUGACAUCAAGGUGAAAAGAAUGAAGGAGACCUCUGUGAAGAAAUACAAAGAAAUAAUACAAGCAAUUUACAACAACAGCCGGUGGUGGAGUGCGUUCUCUCUUGAUCAGUUAAUCUACAAUCAACAACAACAACAGCAGCAGCGACAGCAGCAACAGCUAGGCGUAGAAUUCGUUCAAUGUAACCAGCACCACCGAGAGAACCACCACCGAGGUAGCACACAUUUUAAUACCUUUUACAAAACAAUCGCAUUUGAUAGCAACCAGUUACUCAGUGUUGUAGAUUUCCAUUUUACCGUUGGUAACAUUCGAAUUGUGCAGAAUAAGAAGAUCCUAGUUGAAAGUAUAAUAUUCGCCUAUCUAAUAUCAUUGGAUUUAUAUUCGUAGCAAAACGGAAACGUUCAGAUCUGAAAUCAGCACAUUAAAUUACACAACAAACAAACAAGAACAUAACACACACAUACUUUGGAUAACCGACAUUUGAACAAAAGGAAACCAAGUAUUUUAGCAAACAAACAAAAUCAACCUUAAUCAAAGCAAAGUUGUAGUAUUUUAUAUCCCAAUUUCCUUCCUCAGCCAGUUCUCCUCGAAAACGCUUCCUGAAUCCCUUCCCACCAUCCCUGAUUCAAAUAAUGAUGAUAUAUAAAUCAAACGUCUUACAACAGGACGUUAAAAGAGAAAAUACAUGAUGAAUUUUUCAAAACACAUUAAAUGUACUACAUCAUAAACAAAAGCAAGAACGCUGAAAAGCCGACUAAAUAAUAAAAGAAUGAUAAAAAAAAAAACAAUUAUAUAACUAGCAUGUAAGAACAAACCAGAAAAGGGAUAUGAAAUGAUGGUUCUAAAAAUUCACCUUUAUGAUCGAUGAAGCGCGAAAGCGUUAAAACAGUAGACAGAAGGUUUAAACAUUGAUUGAAUAUUUAAAGCUCAUUGACAUUUCCUUUCAAGCAAAUAAGAAGGCUAACUAUGGUAAUUGAAAUAGGGAUACAAACUAUUUCCAAUUUAGCGUUAGGUGAAUGAUACUACCUAAUUAGGCUGUUAAGUUCUAAAAUAGCGCGCAAAGCGUUAAAUAUGAAUAUAUAUUUUUCGACAGCAUACACAUUAUUGGUUUGGAGGUAAGAUUAAGCAAGAAAAAGACGGUAUACUGGGACGAUAGCUAGCGCUUGAUUAAAACUGGAAAUAGUUGGUAGUUAUUUUUUUUAAAUUUAGAACCCAAUUUCCAUGUCAGUUCCGCACAAAGCAUGUGCUUCAUUUGAUUUUUUUUAUUCCUUCCGUUUAAGCUGAUACAUUUGUUUUUAAUUGCGUUAUAUCGUAGUACUUUCUACUUUCUAGUUCUAAAUAUUAAAAAUAUAUUAUAUUAAACUUCCAUUAUGGGUAUCCGGGAAUAUA